Messenger RNA from Fusarium keratoplasticum, 2349 nucleotides. RefSeq lists its product as uncharacterized. The transcript has 3 exons. Bases 1 to 2349 code for a protein of 782 amino acids. The record is from RefSeq and is a predicted model, not a curated record. Gene Ontology annotation, biological process: potassium ion transmembrane transport. Gene Ontology annotation, molecular function: potassium ion transmembrane transporter activity. Gene Ontology annotation, cellular component: membrane. NCBI's taxonomy places the organism in Eukaryota, Fungi, Ascomycota, Sordariomycetes, Hypocreales, Nectriaceae.
AUGGGACCCUUACAUUAUGAGCGCAACCAAAGAAUUGCAGCCUGGGCCCAGGCGGUCGCUGAAGAAAGCGAAUCUGCCGUCCCCACCGACCCUGAAGCCCGCGACUUGCGUGAUCGGGAAAAAGUCCAGCGCAUCGAGCACGAAGAUCUAUGCCGCGAGAACAAGCGGACAUAUAGUAGCGUCCUCCUGCUAUGGCUCGCCUGGCAGAGCACCGGUGUUGUGUACGGUUAUAUUGGCACGAGUCCUCUCUAUGUCUUUAGCUCGACCUUCGCCGAGCAGCCAUCAUGGCACGAUCUGGUUGGCGCCUUAUCCAUCAUCAUAUGGUCGCUCACUCUCAUCGUCACUGUUAAGUAUUGUUUUAUUGUGCUUUCAGCCGACGACAAUGGUCAGGGCGGCACAUUUGCUGUCUACUCCUUACUCGCCCGGUAUGCCAAUAUUGCCCGCAGCAACCCCAACGGCCCCGAAAGGGCCAUUUUCCGUCUGGAUUCUGGAACUGUUGACGAAUUGUCCCCGGCGGGAAGAUGGACUCGAGAAUUUAUCGAAAAAAACAGAACGGCAAAGGCAAUUCUCCAGAUCGUCGGCAUAUUGGGUAUUUCUAUGACAAUGGCCGACAGCGUCUUAGCACCAGCCCAAUCCGUCCUCGGUGCGGUUCAAGGCAUCGAGGUUGUGAGACCUGAUCUGGGCAGACCUGCCAUCGUUGGCAUCACCUCUGGUAUAUUUAUUCUCCUCUUCAUGCUGCAACCUCUCGGGACAUCAAAAAUCGGCACAUCUUUUGCACCCAUCGUCUUGAUUUGGCUUCUCUUCAACCUCUCCGUUGGUAUCUACAACCUGAAAGUGUACGACCACACCGUCCUCAAGGCAUUCAGCCCACAUUUUGCCUUUGCAUACUUUAUCCAAAACGGUUCCAGUGGUUGGAAAUCUCUCGGCGGCCUCCUUCUCGCACUCACCGGUGUGGAGUCACUCUUUGCUGCUCUUGGUGCCUUUGGCAAGCGUCCUAUCCAGCUUUCCUGGCUGGUACUUGUUUACCCGUGCUUGCUCAUAACUUAUGCGGGCCAGGCAGCCUAUAUCGUUUGUGAUGAGACCAAGACGGCCUUCACAAACCCAUUCUUCUAUACCGUUCCCGGGGGCACUCUCUAUUUCAGCCUCAUUAUUGCUAUCUUGGCUGCGAUCGUGGCUAGCCAGGCCUUGAUCACCAGCUCGUUUCAGCUCAUCUCCCAGCUGAUGAGGUUGAGUUACUUUCCUCACAUCAAGACGGUCCAUACCAGCCGCCGGUUCUAUGGCCAAAUCUAUAUGCCUUUCGCGAACUGGCUCUUGAUGAUUGGCACCGUGGUGGUCACCGCGGUCUAUAAUAAUACAACUAGCCUCGGCCAUGCAUACGGCGCUUGCGCCAUAACCGUCGCUUUUAUCACGACGUGCAUGGUUUCUCUUGUGGCACUUGUUAUCUGGCGUGUCCCCCCUCUGGUCGUGCUCGUCUUAUUUCUUGUUUUCAUCCUACUUGAUGGCGUUUAUCUUGCUGCAGCGUUGAGUAAGGUGCCGGAUGGAGCCUGGUUCGCUCUGAUCUUGUCCUUUAUUCUUUCCACUGUAUUCGUUCUUUGGCGAUGGGGUAAGGAGCAGCAAUGGGCGGCGGAAAUCAAGGGCGUGGUGGACCCCCCCAGACCUCUCACGCCUUGCAAUAUGUCCCAUAAUAGCUCGAUGUCUGCUUCCAGAGAUAUCCCAAGAGAUGGUUCGGUAUCCCGCUUGAGGCUGGCGCCCGAAAUUGCAGCCGACAGCAUCACACUUGUUCCUGGCCUGGGAAUUUUCUUCGAUAAAGUUGGUGGCGCUGGAGAUCAUAUCCCCAAGGUUUUUACGCACUUUGUCCGUAAGUUUCGGACACGGCCGCAGGUUGUCGUCUUUUUCCACCUGCGAUCACUCUCCCAACCUAGUGUGCCGGUUGACCAGCGGUUUAUUAUCGCCCGAGUCAACUCAAAGAUGCCAUCCUGCUACAGCAUUAUCCUGCGGCAUGGCUAUAUGGAUGAUAUCCUUACACCGGAUCUUGCGCGCAUUAUUAUGGGAGAGCUUAUGAUGUUCAUUACGAGAGGCCCACUCGAACCCAGCGAAAGCGAUCUACCCCCAGGAGUGCGACAAGAGCUAGAAGCCCUUCGCGCUGCAGGAGAGGCCCAGACGGUGUAUUUUAUGGGUAAGCAUCUCAUGCGGGUUCAAAAAAUGGAAGGCCAGAGUAUCAGAAACAUGUUGCGGCGUGUCUCACUAGAGGCUUUUUUGUGGAUACGAGAGAACACAAACACGAAGUUGGCCAACCUCGACAUCAAUCCUGAGGGCCUUGUCGAGGUAGGGUUUGUAACAGAGAUUUGA